AUGGAACUUAUAAAAAGUCAUUUUAGAGAAGAUGGUUGGUGGCUGGCCGAAAAUAAGAACGGUGAAAAAGGACUCGUUCCCAAAACUUUUUUGACAGCAAUCGACGAAGAUAUCACGGUUCUUGACGUAGAACAUUCUGCAAAGUGCAAACAACAAUUGGCACUGGCUCAAAAAACAACGGCUGACGCAAAAUAUUCUGCGAAGUGCAAACAACAAUUGGCACUGGCUCAAAAAACAACGGCUGACUAUUUUUUAGAUAUACAUUUGACAUAUUGCUGCCAUAUUAUGCCAAAAUUAAGCGAAUCAAAUCUUGGCUUUCAUGACAUUUAUUGGAAUUAUGAAACUAACAGAGUGAGUAAUGUUCAUUCAAUAAAAGCGCAUAUUAAGCAUCGAACGGAGAAAACCUGGAUCUUCAAAACGGUCGAUAAACAAUGCGAUUCGAUUGAAUUUUCGGAUUUUUUUGUCAGAUCAAAUUAUUAUCAAGCAGAAGUAAUGCUUCUUAUCGAGGCUUCUAUUGUAUUUAAUCAGAAUAUAUAUUUUUUACAAAAUACUGCUUAUUUAGAGCUCAUAUUUGAGCCAUUUCUGGCAACUUUUCCGAGUGUUGCAGAUCAACAAGAUUUGAUGGAUUUAAUGAGGAAAUUAUGGAAUAAUAAGCUGAAAUUGAAAACAAUUGAAGAAGAAAUAAGCGAAUUUCGAGAAUUUUAUUUAAGAACAGCAUUCGUUUUCUACAAUACGAUACCAAUGCCCGAAUAUAAUAUUUACGAUUUGAAAAGUCAAGCAAUUCGAGACAAAAUUUUUAAAGAAUUAGACAGUAGUUCGAAAAUUUCCGUUUUAAAAUAUUUGUCUGCUCAACGAUGCCAUCCUCUUAAUAUUUAUGAUUAUGCAAUUGAUAUUGUUGGACCUCAUGCUAUUGAUUAA
This is a messenger RNA of Dracunculus medinensis (Guinea worm), 918 nucleotides long. Lineage: Eukaryota; Metazoa; Nematoda; Chromadorea; Rhabditida; Dracunculidae. The record is from the annotation of a GenBank genome assembly.